Exophiala bonariae is the source of this 924-nucleotide messenger RNA. RefSeq lists its product as uncharacterized. Lineage: Eukaryota; Fungi; Ascomycota; Eurotiomycetes; Chaetothyriales; Herpotrichiellaceae. The transcript has a single exon. The coding region runs from base 1 to 924 and encodes 307 amino acids. The record is from RefSeq and is a predicted model, not a curated record. Gene Ontology annotation, molecular function: oxidoreductase activity.
AUGGCUCACAACCUUCCCAGGCCCGUUCUUCCGAAUGUAGUUCCCACCUCAGAUGCAGCAUGCACUGUGACCCACGUCUCGCUUUCAAAUGAAUCAUCACCCAAAUUCACGCCCGGCACCCGCGUCUCCCCGAUCCAGGACAUCGCCUCCCUCACCACAGAUCCGCCGUCGCAAACGCGCUGCUGGCUCGCUGCUGACACCGACGGCGUUCUCGCUACACAUGUUGUCUUCCCUGAGCAUGUUCUCGUCAAGAUUCCCACUCACCUCAGUGAUGCCGAAGCCAGCAUUUUACCUUGUGCGGGGGUGACUGCUUGGACUACGCUACAGGGUCUGAAGAAGGGAGAUGUCGUGUUAAUCCAAGGCACUGGAGGUGUUAGUCUAGUCGCGGUCAAAUUUGUUGUGGCGAUGGGUGGGAAAGUCAUUCUCAGCACGGCAAGUGCGGAGAAAGCUAGACGAGUCGAGAAAUUGUUCAGUGGAACGGAAGGAUCAAUCAUAGGCUCGGUCAACUACGCGAGCAAUCUGGAUUGGCACGAGGAAGUGCUGAACCUCACCGGCGGAGUUGGCGUGGAUCUUGUGCUUGAGAAUGGCGGUACAAGCUCGCUUGUCAAGAGUUUCAAAUGUACCAAGAGAGGCGGUAUCGUAAGUCAAGUGGGUUACUUGGGAAAGCAGGAUCCGGCGGAACUCAAAGAAAUGCUCCCUCUGCUGAUUGAUAGGAAAAUCCUCCUGCGAGGGAUCAACGUGGGGAGCAGGCAGGAUUUCGAAGAAAUGAAUCAAUUCAUUGAUCAGCAUGGAUUACAUUUUGUAGAGCUGAUCGAUAGGACGUUUAGUUUCGAGGACGCAGAAAGGGCCAUCGAGUAUCUGGGAGAGGUCGGGCCAUUUGGGAAGAUCAUUAUCGAGGUCAAGAAAUCAGAGUCUUUGACAUAA